This is a messenger RNA of Saccostrea cuccullata (small rock oyster), 1113 nucleotides long. RefSeq lists its product as uncharacterized. The transcript is spliced from 2 exons. Bases 259 to 1014 code for a protein of 251 amino acids. The record is from RefSeq and is a predicted model, not a curated record. NCBI's taxonomy places the organism in Eukaryota, Metazoa, Mollusca, Bivalvia, Ostreida, Ostreidae.
GUGGAACGAGUUAUCUAAUUUUGUACUUCUGCAUCCUGUGUGAGAGUUAUCGUUCGUUGUGUGAAAAAGGCGCAAAGAAUGCACGCUUGUUUUUGUUCUGCCAUGUGAAUGUGAACAUGAUCGCUGAGGAAGUUGGUCAAGCACCUCGUUUUCUUACGGCGAACUUAUGCUGAAAUAAAGACCGUAAACUAGCUGCCGAGUUUUUUGUGGUAAAUACGGGGGCAACACAGUAAGAAAACGAGAUUGACAGCUUUCAAGAUGCAGAAUUCCGAGGAUGUCCAGAACGAGGGGACAGGAAAGAGGACACGGGUUCUCACGGAAAGAGCACAGGAAAAUCACACAGCCCAAGUAAGAAAAUAUGAAAGAACUCUGAGAGAACUGAAACACCAGAUAGAGGAAGAGACCCUAAUAUACAUGUACCAAGAGCUACAAGAUUACAGUGAUGUAAUAGUUCUUGACCAGUGUCUGAGGAGAACUGAGUCGGCGGUAUCCAAGUAUUCUCGGAUUUCACAGGAUUUCAUAGACUUUCUUAAAAGAGCAAACACUGAGGAAACACUUAUGCAAGCCUCAACCGAGCGUUUCAUUAGAGAAACUGUUAUUACAAAAACCGAAAUCUUACUUCAACACAUUCAGAAAUCGAUAUCAAAGACUAAAGAAAUACAUCCAGAAAACCCAGAAUUUGCUAUCUCACAAUUAGAACCCAAACCUAGUGUUAAUCCCAAAAUUGAACCCCAGUCAAUGUCAACAGAUCCUAGAUCACACCUAUUGAAGACUUCCAAAGUAAAAGCUCCAAGCUCAGCAGCAAAUUCCCGACGUUCCAAGCACAGCUCAAGCGUUUUCAGUUCCUUGUCGUCUUCUGGCUUGAUAAUGCAACAAAGGGCAAAGGCUGAGGCAGCAAAGGCCAAACUUAAAUUUGUCAACUUAGAAGCAAACUUACAAAAGGAACUCUUGGUUCUCACAGCCCGGAAAGAAGCAGCUGUAGCAGAAGCAGAACUGAAUGCCAUGCUCGAAUAGACUGAAGGAUCCAGCGUUGAAGAUCUAAGUGAAAUUCAACAAGAAAGGACAAAGACCUUUGUCCGCGAGCAGAAUCUUACACUACAGUCGAGUGAGCAU